AAAGAAAAAAGGAAAACAGAGCUACCAAAGCUAUGGAGUUUUUGACCCUAUGGAGAGCGGAGCUUCUCUUUUCUACGCCCUCAUAACGUCUGAGACCCUAGCAUCUGAAGCAUACUAAGCACCAAGUUGCGACGCUGUCCGGCAAAGCUCUGAACAGAUAAAACUGGGCAAACUCUUUCAAAAUAUUUUUCUCCUGGUUGAACAUGUGAAUUGCCCGUUCAUAUUUUCUUCCUUCCGAAUUCGCCUAUCUGUAAACGUACUGUUUGGUUGCGGGGUAACCGUGGGAAAACCAAGGUACAAAGAGAAACUGGCUAACUUUUACUUGAUUGGUUUCAAAUUUCGACAUUUAUUUUAUUAUUUUCAAAAAAGCGUCAAUUGUUGUGUAACAGGAAUUUAUUGUGAUCAUAAUGUGAGGGUUUGUUCGAUUUAGGCCUGAAAUCUGUACAAGGCCUCUAAAUCCGAAGUGGAUCCUUACAGUGAUCAUGUAUAUGCUUGUUGGCAUCUGCUUAUCAGUAGGAUUGAUGGUGGUCUCUUUUGAAUGUUCAUCCCAUUUCUUGCGAGAGAAAGAGAGGCAGAGAUGGAACAACCGCAGCUAGGUUGCAGUGGAGCAGAAGCAAUUCUAAAUCUACCACCCAGCUCUUCAAUUUCUAUUGCCUAUCACCCUUUGUUUGGUCCUCACGAUGAUCUGAUCCUCCUUGAGCUUGAUGAGAAACUUCUCCCAGAGGUCCUCCAACAAAGGAUAACUUUAAGAGGACAACCUGAUGAAGAUGCAGUUCUUUGCACUAGGUCAAAAACUUAUGCAGUGAAGUUUGUUGGGACUUCCAAUUCGGUAUUCCUUAUACCCCCUUCUGAUCAAUCAGAAUUUUGUGAAAAUUCUUUGGAUUGUAUUGGGAAAGAUCAUGAUCAACAAGUCGUUGCGUCUGUCAUCAAAGUUGCACCUGGUAACAUGGAGCUUGUUGAAGUUGCUCCAAGACUUGACAAGCUUAAGUUGCUUCUCUCUGUGAAUCCUUAUAGAUUUGGGGAGGACAUUGAAAUGGAGGAUUUAGAAGAGACAGAGAAAAGUUAUACAGGACUGUAUAAAUGGGAUGAUCUCGUUGAGCAGGUUCAAGCAAGUGAUGAGGAACUGAGGUCUGCAUUAAAGGCUCUUUCAGCGGUAGAGAUCGGUGGUUAUUGGAGAAUUGUUGAUGAUAAGUACAUGGACACGAUUCUGAGCAUGCUCUUACACGAUUCAGUACUAAAUGAUUGGUCACUUGAUUUACUUAAUGAGGAUGAAGUAGUGAGUAUGCUGGAAUCAGAUGGGUUCCCUCAAAAACUUGCACGCCAUUGUUUGCACGUAUACGGUACUAAGGUGGAUGAGAAUGUAGACAAACGUGUGUGGAGGUUGGAUGAGAGGCGGGUAUGCGUGCAUUUUGCAAGAGAAAUUCUGAAAGAAGGGAAGAGGAAAAUGGAUACUUUCAUGGUGAAGUGGAUGCAGAAGAUUCCAGAAGGGAUGCGAGCAAGUUUCGACAUGUUGGAAGGUGAAGUUUUGACGGAGAGGCUUGGUGUCGAGACAUGGGUUCGUGCCUUUAGUGUCUCUUCUCUGCCAUCUUCACCUGCUGAGCGUUUCUCCAUCCUUUUCAGAGAGCGGCCAAAAUGGGAAUGGAAGGAUUUACAGCCAUACAUCAGGGAUCUGAAAGUACCUGGUCUUUCUUCAGAAGGUUUGCUCCUCAAAUUCACUAGAAGAACACAACCGACCUUGGAUGCAGAACCUGUUUUCAGUGCAAGAUAGUUUGGACAUGCUUCUUCGAUUGGUAUUUUUGGGUGUCCUCCAUUGUUUGAUUGGCUUGAAAGAAAAAUGGAGUUGGAAGUAAAACUUGAUUUCUCUCAAGUGAUCCAAGGUUGAGCUUUCUGAAUUUUCUUAUGCAGUAAGUUCCUGUUUAGUUUCUGUGCUGCGUAAUUGUCAUAUAUAUCGCAGUAUGCAAGAACUAUUCGAAACAACUGUAAUGUUUCAAUGAAUUAAACAUCGUGUUGCGGGGGCCAAAUAAAGACAAAUGAUCAUUAAAU
Messenger RNA from Juglans regia (Persian walnut), 2043 nucleotides. RefSeq names its product sister chromatid cohesion protein DCC1. The record is from RefSeq and is a predicted model, not a curated record. Lineage: Eukaryota; Viridiplantae; Streptophyta; Magnoliopsida; Fagales; Juglandaceae. Gene Ontology annotation, cellular component: chromatin; nucleus; chromosome, centromeric region. The transcript has 5 exons. Bases 539 to 1768 code for a protein of 409 amino acids. Gene Ontology annotation, biological process: mitotic sister chromatid cohesion; maintenance of mitotic sister chromatid cohesion.